AUGUACGGUAGACCGAAAGCCAGGAAUCGGCUCGUGAUUAUAUUCAUUAUCACCUGCUGUCUGACCUCUCUAUACGUCCUGAUCCUCAAAAUCAACCGGAUGAUCCAUUUGGAUCAGUUGGAGAGGAAUUCCGACCAUUUGGCCGUUUUUUCCGCCGCUGUUUAUUAUAAUUCCACGUUUUCUACGAAAUUUGGAGUGCCCGAAGUGAGUUUUGUCGGAAAGGUGGUCGCACUGGGAAUGGGUCAUUUGCGCCACGCGUAAGUCGUUUUAGGUCGGGCGACCAUGAUGGAUUAAAGUAACAGUUUAUGUAACGGUUUCUAUUGUUUAUCGAAAAUGUGGCCGCACUAGGAAUGGCUCAUUUCCGCCCCGCGUAAGUCGUUUUAGGUCGGGCGACCAUGACGAUUUAAAAUAGGACUAUAUGUAACGGUUUCUAUUGUUUAUCGAAAAAGGGUCGCACUGGGAAUGGUUCAUUCUUGCUCCGCGUAAGUCGUUUUAGGUCGGGCGACAAUAAUGAUCCAAAGUACAGUUUAUAAAAAAAAUUAGUCGCACUGGGAAUGGCUGAUUUGAAGUCGGAGACCAUCAAGGUCCAAACUAGAGUGUAGUUUGUUCGGAUUUUCAAUUUUAAGAACAAUGACGUCAUUCGAAAACGAUCCAUGAAUGUGAAUGGCUUAUCGCGUAAUUAGGGGCGGAGCUUGAGCAACGGCUUGAAUUGUAAAUCAGAAUAGAGUAUAUGUGUAAUGGAAGCUUCAACUUGUCAAUAGAAUAUGGAAGUGUGUAGAAACUAGUAGAGGGAUCAGAGAAGCAGAUUUUUCUCUCUUUCUCUGGUCUCUCAGGUCUAAUUUGUCAAUAAAAUGUGGAGGCGAGAGUGUAGGAGCUCGAAGAGGGAUCAGAGAAGCAGAUUUUUCUCUCUUUCUCUGGUCUCUUAGGUCCAACUUGUCAAUAAAAUAUAGAAGCUAGAGAGUGUAAGAGCUUGAAGAGGGACCAGAGAAGCAGAUUUUUCUCUCUUUCUCUGGCGUCUCUCAGGUCUUCAUUGUUCCUAGUUUCCAGUGAAAAUAGUGAUCUUUUCCAUUUUUCAAACCUUUUCCAGGCUUUCAAAGCACUUUUUGAAAAUUUUCCAGGUCCAUUUCAUCGUGACAAGUCGACUGAAUCAAGUGGCAGUAAAUAUGAACUGUCAAUCGAAUAAUGGCUCAAGUUUCGCCAUUUCUGAACUCGAGUUUGUUUUUUUUUUCUAUUUUUUGACUUUUCAAGACAAAUGUAUGUGUUCGAGCAGACAUUAUGAAAAUGAUUUUCAGUGGUUUUUUUUUGAAAUUCACUCAAAAUAACCUUUCUGUCCUGAUUUCACGCUUUUGAACCAUUCUGAAUGACUUUUUUUAAUAAUAUUUCUAUUUUUUUCUCGCAUAACUGAAAAACCAAGAAUCUUCUAGGGCUUUUUUUAAGGUCUAUAAGAAAUUUUUGGGACUUUUUUUGAUAAUUUUUUUAAAAGUUGUAUCUGUUAUGAAUCUACACUUUUGAAUGAUUAGAAAAUGAAAAAAAUUAUUUUUCGAAACUUUUUUUAUUUUUUUCUGCUGAACCCAAAAAUUCCCUAGGGACUUUCUCAACUCUACGGGGAAUUUUCGAAUUUUUCUGAUUUCUGAUUUUUUUGAAAUAUUCGGAAGGCUCAUGAAUUUUUGAAAAAGUUUUCAAACUCCUACUUUUUCAAGACAAAUGUAUAUGUUUGAGCAGGCAUUGUGAAAAUUAUUUUCACAUUAUUUUAGUGAUUUUUCCUGGAGUUAACUCAAAAAAACCUAUCUCUCUUGAUUUUACGUUUUUGAACCAUUCUGAAGGACCAUUUUUCAAAACAUGUCCUAUUUUUCUCGCAUAACUAAAAACCAAGAACCUUCUAGGGCCUUUUUUUUAAACUCUACGUGGAAUUUUUGGAUUUUUUAAAGUGCAUGAUAAUUUUUUUUAGUUGGAUGUGCUAUGGCUUUAAACUUUUGAAUUAUUAGGAAUGACCUUUUUCAAAAUUAUUUUCGAAACUUUAUUUUUUUUCACUGAACCUAAAAAUCCUUUGAGGACUUUCUUAACUUUACGGGGAAUUUUCGAAUUUUCUGAUUUCUGAUUUUUGAACUAUUCGGAAGGCUCAUGAAUUUUUUUUUUUUUUGAAAAGUUUUCAAACUCCUACUUUUCAAGACAAAUGUAUGUGUUCGAGCAGACAUUGUGAAAAUGAUUUUUAGUGGUUUUUUUUUUGAAAUUCACUCAAAAUAACCUUUCUGUCCUGAUUUUACGCUUUUGAACCGUUCUGAAUAAUAUGUCCUAUUUUUUUUUCAUGAUUAACCCAGGACCAAAAAUCUUCUAGCCCUUCUUUCAACUCGACGUGGAAAUUUUGGAUUUUGGUCCUGAUUUUUAAUUUUUAAACUAUUCGGAAGAAAAAAUCUUCUAGAGGCUUUACUAAACUGUACCGGGAAUUUUUGAAUUUUUGUCCUGCUGAGGAAUUUUUGAGGGGUCCCUAUAAGGUUUUGUUGUUUUAGGGACCCCAUAUAAGGAUGAAAAUCUUAGGGGUCCCUAUAGGGGUUUAGGGUCGGACUCCUAAGCCCCCAAAGCUUUAGGGGUCCCUAUAGGGUUCUCCAAUUUUUAAUUUUCAAAAUUACAUAAUAGUAGCGUCAAUCGGUUUAUCUCGUCAAGAUAGCUGAUUCACGGCUGGCUUGAGCCAUCGAAAAAAUGGUCCUGACACGAUAAUGCACGAGAUAGCGCCUGCCUUGUGGAGAGCGCAGACAGGACACGCCCCCUUAGCGUCCCAAGGUGGCCGUGAAUCAGCUAGACGUUUACAGAUAAUCGCUGGUUUCAGAAUUUUAGAUUUCUGAAGGCUCACGAAUUUUUUUUCGCACUCAAAAAUCUUUUAGUGGAAAUUUUAGAAUGAUUUGCAGAAUAAAACCAUUGGCGAACUCCCUCCUCCUCGGCUCUUGUUCAGUUGUAGAUGACCCCGUUUUUGUCUCCCUGGUUCUUGACGAUUUCGUCGUUCAGGUUCGGAAUAUCUUCAUAGAAGCUUCUACAAAAAGGUGUUCAGAUCGACGAACCAGACGUUCCACUUCCCCCCAAGAUAGCCGAGCAGUCCUACGGGUACCGGCCGGAUUCCGAAGGCAGCGUCGUCUGCAUGGCUCAUCUGUUGCUCUUCGAAGAUGGGGCGACCCUUCUGGCCCUUCUGGAUCAUUUCGAACGGACCGCCAGCCAGAUCUUCAUCUACGCCGCCAGUUUGAGCGAUGAACUCUAUCAUUCGAUCCAGAAAAGGUCCGAGAAGGUGAUGAUCGUCCCCUGGAAGCUGCCGGUGAAUGGGUGAGCCUAAGGAUGGCUUUUUGAGCAAUUUUGGAGGUUCAGGAAGGUCGGGGAGCACAAUCAACUGAACUUGGAUCCCAGCGCGGUUUAUGUGAGUUUUCUUAGGAUUCACGGCUAGCUUGGGACGCAAAGGGGGCCUGUCUAUUAUUUUUUUUUCAAUCCUAUCUGCGAUUGCUGGGACCUUGAAAACCGGACGCGCCCUGGACGUUUCUGAGCAUUUGUAGUGACCACUUUAGCGGCGUCAGCACACUUAAGGGACCCCUAGAGUUGCUCAGAAGCAUUAUCACGGUCCGAGGGAUCAAUAGACUGAUUUAUUGACUUCGGUUCUCAAAAAACUGCUUUCAAGGAAGUUUAAACAAUCGUAGGCGGAAUUCGCAGUGUUUUUGUCACCUCUGCUUCUUGGAAUAUUUUCGAAAAGCAUUUAUGAAUGGACUAUUUGAAUCCCAAUACUUUAAAAACCACAAGAUCAAAGUAAAAAGGCUACUUGGCCGGCAUAAGGAUGGGAAAGUUUUAAAAAUCAAGAAGGCUGCUAUGAACUAACUUAUCUCAUUUAUGAUCCUCAAAAAGCUUGGAUUAGGGCUGAAAAUGGAUCCUAGAAGGUCCUCCUAAGACCGUAGAAUUCCAUUAAUUUUUGGAUUUUUGAUGAUAAUUUCCAUGAAAAAGUUCGCUAAUUUGCUUAAAUGACCACUUCUCCUCCUCAGGCAGCCACGGAAGCCAGCCUGACCGACUGUUUCCUCCGAGCUGCUCCCACCAACAAGAAAAUCGAGCUGGUCGACCUGGCCGCCAUUCGCUUCGAAGCAGCGCCUCUCGAUGAGGAGCUCGACCUGAAUCCGGCCGUCGUCGGCAUGAUCAACGCCGAUUGGAGCCUCGAACAGCUCCUCACCUACAGAGUCUCCCAAAACUCGCGUCGGUUUUAAUUUUGUGUCUUGGAAAACUUCGAAAGUUGAAAUGGGCAAGUACAGUUCGGAACAAUGUUAAGAAAUGAGAUUUUAAAAAAGUCAAGUUGUAACCCCAAGGAAUAAAAGUGAGACAAUACUUACUUAAAUUUAUAAAUCCUUGGAAGGAGGGAUUUGCGGUAUUAAAAAAAGCCUAUGUAUUCUAUUCAGUAAUAUUUAAAAUACAAAAUAUUCUACAAAAGUUUUGAAUGGACAUUGUACUUUCACAGCUGUUUUUUUUUUGCGACGCCCCGCCCAUAUUUUUUCCGUAAAGUGUAGUGUGUCGUGUGCAUACACUGCGGCGCUCCGGCACACGCCGCGUUCAUCGUAAUUUUCGCGAAUUGUAAUUCAGUCUUUUUUUUUCACUCUCUGGUGGUUAUUUUGAAUUCUGCGAAAUUACUUUCAACACGGCAUGUGUUUUAAAACAAAAGACAGGAAAAUCGCGGUUUUUUUUUUCAAAUGAGAAAUAGAUUCGUCUCAUGACCCAUUGAAUGCGCCUUUAAUUUUUCCUGUUUCUUACGCGUUUUUCUCAUAACGUCACAUGGGAACGGCGGAGGUUUUGACCACGCCUCUUUGAUUUUUUGUUUUGCAUUUUCUUCCACUAACAAAAACGCCAUGCUUUAUUCGUCGUUAACUGAUAGGGAAAACACUUUACAAGGAGGUUCAUUUAACCUAGUAUUUGGAAGUGUUCUAGUAAUUGGCCAGAAUGGUUAUCAGUGUGCUUGAAGAAGUAUCUUGACCUACACAAUCUCUUAGUUUUCGAGGAAAAUUCCCGUCAAAAUAGGCGAUUUUGUGACAUUCGAGCAGGCUUUCAGAGUCUUCACCCGGUACAUCAACAAGUGUUUCGGCCAAGUUUUCCGGGAUUCUUAACCCUGUAGUGAAAUGAUCAUUCUCGGGAGAAAGUUGGAUGGCUUUACGCGAUUAAAAAGGUCCCCCGACUUGAAACGACUUUCGCUUAGAAGCAUUGGAAUGUUUUGGGGAAAGCGGCUGGGUUCAAUAGAAAUUGAGCCAUUCCAAACGCGGUCAUGGCAAAUGAAGUUCAUAGUUCAUUCACUGCUAGCUUGAGAAAGUAUUUGAUAUGAAAUAUGAAAAAUAAUAGCGAGACAGUGUGGGAAAUAGAGAGGGUCAGACAUCACUCUGGUAUUUUUCUGGCACCUGAAAGGCCUGAAUAUGGUUCAAACAGGACCAAAACUACCAAUUUUAGACGACCACGACGUUUUGAAAAAAAGUGUAGUUUAUUCACUGCUAGCUUGGAAGAGUACUUGAAGAAAAUCUGAGAAAUGCGAGACAGUGUGGGAAAUAGAGAGGGUCAGACAUCACUCUGGUAUUUUUCUGGCACCUGAAAGGCCUGAAUAUGGUUCAAACAGGACCAAAACUACCAAUUUUAGACGACCACGACGUUUUGAAAAAAAGUGUAGUUUAUUCACUGCUAGCUUGGAAGAGUACUUGAAGAAAAUCUGAGAAAUGCGAGACAGUGUGGGAAAUAGAGAGGUCAGACAUCACUCUGGUAUUUUUCUGGCACCUGAAAGGCCUGAAUAUGGUUCAAACAGGACCAAAACUACCAAUUUUAGACGACCACGACGUUUUGAAAAAAAGUGUAGUUUAUUCACUGCUAGCUUGGAAGAGUACUUGAAGAAAAUCUGAGAAAUGCGAGACAGUGUGGGAAAUAGAGAGGGUCAGACAUCACUCUGGUAUUUUUCUGGCACCUGAAAGGCCUGAAUAUGGUUCAAACAGGACCAAAACUACCAAUUUUAGACGACCACGACGUUUUGAAAAAAAGUGUAGUUUAUUCACUGCUAGCUUGGAAGAGUACUUGAAGAAAAAUCUGAGAAAUGCGAGACAGUGUGGGAAAUAGAGAGGGUCAGACAUCACUCUGGUAUUUUUCUGGCACCUGAAAGGCCUGAAUAUGGUUCAAACAGGACCAAAACUACCAAUUUUAGACGACCACGACGUUUUGAAAAAAAGUGUAGUUUAUUCACUGCUAGCUUGGAAGAGUACUUGAAGAAAAUCUGAGAAAUGCGAGACAGUGUGGGAAAUAGAGAGGGUCAGACAUCACUCUGGUAUUUUUAUCUUAAGGUAGUCCUGAAAGGCCUGAAAAUGGUUCAAACAGGACCAAAACUACCAAUUUUAGACGACCACGACGUUUUGAAAAAAAGUGUAGUUUAUUCACUGCUAGCUUGGAAGAGUACUUGAAGAAAAUCUGAGAAAUGCGAGACAGUGUGGGAAAUAGAGAGGGUCAGACAUCACUCUGGUAUUUUUCUGGCACCUGAAAGGCCUGAAUAUGGUUCAAACAGGACCAAAACUACCAAUUUUAGACGACCACGACGUUUUGAAAAAAAGUGUAGUUUAUUCACUGCUAGCUUGGAAGAGUACUUGAAGAAAAUCUGAGAAAUGCGAGACAGUGUGGGAAAUAGAGAGGGUCAGACAUCACUCUGGUAUUUUUAUCUUAAGGUAGUCCUGAAAGGCCUGAAAAUGGUUCAAACAGGACCAAAACUACCAAUUUCAGACUCGGAACUGGUCCUCAACCAAAAAUGCUACACGAGGAACCGAAACUCGAGCAGUUCUCAACUUUUAAGGGAGUGCUACCAGGUUUUCCUUUUUUUCUGAGUUUUAAUUGUCCCAAUCUGAAGACCCAAACGCCGCCGCCGAAAAAGUUAUCGGUGAAGAAGACGGAGGAAUUCGACAACAAAAGCAUGUACGCUGACGCACUUUCCAGGUUUCGUUUCAUUUUUUAAAUAAAAUGGAGAAUUAUUUAUAGAUGCGCCUCCUACAAGGCUCCAAUCGACGAGAAACGGCAACUGAUGAAACUGGAGUUUGAGCUGAAACAGCCUCAAACGGAGCCCUGUGAGCUGCAGCUCUACAGGGACGGCUUCAGAUGCCGGGUCGCCGUCGAGUACAACAAAAAGAUGUAUAGGUACUUGUUCAAAUCGGUUUUUUAGAUCAAUGUGAUUUCAGUAAGCCUGCUAGAAUCAUUUCGAACGUAAAAAUUUCCCAAAAUGCAGAUUCUCAUCAAAAUCCUUAAAAAUAAAAAUGGCAAAAAAAAAGUUGGCGGCAAAAGGACUCGAACAUGAAUCAUAGGCUCUGUUGGCUGACGCGCUAUCCACUGCACCACGCUCCUACGAGCCAUGCAAUGGGUCGUGGCGCGGCCAGAUUACUUCCAAACGGCGUCACAUGGUCAACGAUAAAAAGUUUAAAAAAAUCAUAUUUCCAAAACUAGAAUUUUUGCGCAGAUAGGUUCCUAAGGAUUUUUUUAGGAAAAUUGAAUAUUAUCAUCAAAAAAAUUUUUUUAAUCAAAAAAAGUCUUAUAGAGAAACGUCAUUUCACAGAGAGGUUGUGAACGUCAUUUUUGGAUUAUCCAUGGAGCGCACAAUCCCAAGCUUUUCGUGUCUUCUUUCAUCAUAAUACUUUAUCACCAUAUUAUUUUUUUGAAAAAAAAAACCAAAAAUUACAGAGAACGACUGAAAAUCAGCGUGACGAACAAGCGAGCCUUGCUCCAUUUCCGCGACGGUUGCAAUUUAUGA
Molecule: messenger RNA, 7765 nt
Organism: Caenorhabditis auriculariae
Lineage: Eukaryota; Metazoa; Nematoda; Chromadorea; Rhabditida; Rhabditidae
Source: the annotation of a GenBank genome assembly